Messenger RNA from Aethina tumida (small hive beetle), 1311 nucleotides. Its product is annotated as RNA-binding protein 41-like. Gene Ontology annotation, biological process: mRNA splicing, via spliceosome. The record is from RefSeq and is a predicted model, not a curated record. The coding region runs from base 80 to 1303 and encodes 407 amino acids. Gene Ontology annotation, cellular component: U12-type spliceosomal complex. The transcript is spliced from 3 exons. Gene Ontology annotation, molecular function: pre-mRNA intronic binding; U12 snRNA binding. NCBI's taxonomy places the organism in Eukaryota, Metazoa, Arthropoda, Insecta, Coleoptera, Nitidulidae.
UAAAAAAUUGAAUUGUUUUCCUAAUUUGGGAGUUGAAAUUGAGGUUAUGUUGCCAUUGUUUUGAUAACAGUUAGUAAACAUGUUCAACAUUUUUAAUUCUAAAAGACAUUCUUUAAAUAAACGAGAUAGAGAGCUUGAACCCCCUACAAAGAAGUUAAUAUCGGAGGGAGAUGUAUUAAUAAAAAAAUUAAGUGAAAAACAACUUGAGAAAAGUACUACAUUACAAGAGCAAUUAAAUGAGACAAAAGAGUUUGUAAAUAGUGUAGAAUAUAUUCCAGUUACAAAUCGAAUAAGUGGUAUAAACACCACACAAUGUUUUCAAAAGGAAUCACAUAGACUAGAUGUUAUUGAUAAAUAUAAAUUGUUGGGACUUUCUGAAAAAGAUAUUGAAUUACUUCAGGAUAUGAAUCAGGGCCUAGAAUAUGUAAAAGGCAAAUACAAAUCUAUUAAUGAAGAUAUUUUACUUGACAAUAUACAGAGAGUAAACAAACUAUUACAAACUUCUGGUGAUUGCACACAUUACAGUGGUGAUAGUAAUUUGCCGAGGCAGGAUCAUGAGGCAGCUCUUUCAGUUAAACCUGACAGUACAGAAACAAAAUUGUUAAAGUUUGCUUUAAAAAAUGAGGAGAAAAAAGUUAAAUUACCACAUCCCAUGGAUAAUAUUUGUACCUUAGAGCAAAACUUUAUGGACAAUGUUGACCUAUUUACUCCUGUUGAUAUCAAAAAAAUUAGAAAAAAAGCUAGAUCUUUGGCCAGAGCAAUGAAUGAAACUGGUGAGUUACAAAACACAAAUGAUGAUACCAAAAACUCAAAGAAACCUGUAGACAAUUCAAAAUGGGAUGUUACUGAGUCAGAUGAUAAUUUCAAAGAAAAGAUACAAAUUGUAUCAAAAGGAGUACGUACAUGUAAGCCUCAAAAAUUAUACACAAUUAGGGAUGGCAAAAUAGUUGAACUAAAAAGUGAUAUAUCCCAGAGUAGUCAUUCUAACUCUGAGAUUAAACAAUUAUCUAUUGAUGAAAUUAAAAAUAUUCCUAGAUUUAAUGAUUAUGAUCCUGGUGAAAAAUCCAAUAAAUUAUAUUUAAAGAAUUUACAUAAAAACUGUGAUGAAACUGACUUGAGGAACCUUUUACCAAAUACUGAUAAUAUAGUUUCCAUUCAACUUUUAAAAGGAAAACUGAAAGGACAGGCAUUUAUUCAAUUUUCUGAUGAAUCAAGUGCAGAGAUGGCUUUGAAGUCGUUGCUUGGAGUUGUCCUUAAAAACAAACCUAUAAUUGUACAAUAUGGUAAAAUAAAAGACAAAUAACCUUAAAA